AUGUCACCUCUCAAUAUCCAAGGCAAAAGCCAAUUAAAUCUUAUAGAUACUCUUACAGUUUGCAAUUUGUCACAAUAUAAUCAUCUUCGUAACAAUAACGGCAGAAUAUUGGACUGGGUGCUGUCUAACAGCGAAGUCAGAGUCGAUCACUGUUGUGAUCCACUAGUUCCUGAGGACCCGCACCACAAAGCCAUCUUAUUAUCUACCAAUUUCAUGCAACCACAUAAACUACCCGCAAAGCCUAUAGUAAGCUACAACUACCGACAGGCUAACUACACUGCUAUUGCUGAGGAGUUGGAUGGUUAUGACUGGCACAAAGAGUUACAUGGCGGCUCUCUUGAUGACGCUGUAUUAUUUUUCUACGACAUACUAAACAAAGUUAGAAAUAUCCACGUCCCGCACCGACUCACUGUGACACCUGUAAGAUAUCCUCCCUGGUAUAAAAAACCGUUAAUCAAAAUUCUUCGAGAAAAAGCUAAAUCACACCGGAAAUUCAAAAAAUAUGGUAAUUUAUCUGAUCAAUUAUCUUUCACUACUUUACGACAGCGUGCCAAAGACUUAGAGAGGGACAUGUUUAACAGCUACAUUGCGGGUGUGGAAUCAGGUAUUACAAAGAAUCCGCGGGCAUUUUGGCGAUAUGUCAAGUCUAAGAAACAAUCGCACUCUUACCCCUCAAUAUUUAAAUACAAGGAGCAAUCGUUUGGGACCGGGGAGGACAUAUGCAACAUAUUUUCUGAUUACUUUUACUCUAACUUUGUACCCCCCGAUCUCCAAGACGCGCAUACUAAGCUCGACAUGCAGGAUUUUGAAACAUCUGUAAAUAUUUAUGACGACAGAUCGGAUAUUGCCUCGAUUGAAAUUCAAAGUUCUGAAGUGUUCAAGUUAUUAAAACGGGUCGACCUUAACAAAUCCGCAGGACCUGACAAUUUCCCACCAAUCUUCAUACUUAAUUGUGCGAAAUCUUUAACCCUCCCUAUUUCUAUCUUGUUCAGACGAUCUUUAACAGAAGGAACUAUGCCUGCGAUUUGGAAGUCGGCAUAUGUAACUCCAAUACAUAAAAAAGGUCCGAGGGACGAGGUGGAGAACUAUAGGCCAAUCUCAAAGUUGUGUGUGUUCGCUAAAAUACUCGAAAAAAUUAUAUACAAGCAGUCAUCUAAAAUAUUACUAUACGCAGACGACAUGAAAAUACUACAUAAAAUAUGCUCUCUUGACGACACAGUUAACUUGCAGGAUGAUCUCGAUCGGUUUCAGGCGUACUGCACUAGAAACAAGUUGGAUCUGAACGUAUCCAAAUGCUACGUCUGUACUUUUACACCCGCUGCCGAAGGUUUCACUUGCUUCCACUGCAGGAGCGAAGGAAAAUAG
Spodoptera litura is the source of this 1365-nucleotide messenger RNA. RefSeq lists its product as uncharacterized. Gene Ontology annotation, biological process: cell adhesion involved in heart morphogenesis; larval heart development. The record is from RefSeq and is a predicted model, not a curated record. Gene Ontology annotation, cellular component: extracellular matrix. Lineage: Eukaryota; Metazoa; Arthropoda; Insecta; Lepidoptera; Noctuidae.